Messenger RNA from Antechinus flavipes (yellow-footed antechinus), 1955 nucleotides. RefSeq names its product RAB1B, member RAS oncogene family (gene RAB1B). The record is from RefSeq and is a predicted model, not a curated record. The coding region runs from base 103 to 708 and encodes 201 amino acids. NCBI's taxonomy places the organism in Eukaryota, Metazoa, Chordata, Mammalia, Dasyuromorphia, Dasyuridae. Gene Ontology annotation, molecular function: GTPase activity; GTP binding. The transcript is spliced from 6 exons.
GCGUGGGGCGGAGUCACGGGGCGGAGCCGCCGCCAUCUUGGAGCGGGAGGCGGAGCGAAGCAGACAGGGAGGGAGCGACCGACCGGGGCCGCUGCCGCCGCCAUGAACCCCGAGUAUGAUUACCUGUUUAAGCUGCUCUUGAUCGGCGACUCAGGUGUAGGGAAGUCCUGCCUGCUCCUGCGCUUUGCGGAUGACACGUACACUGAGAGCUACAUCAGCACCAUCGGGGUGGACUUCAAGAUCCGGACCAUUGAGCUGGACGGCAAAACCAUCAAGCUGCAGAUUUGGGACACAGCGGGUCAGGAGCGCUUCCGGACCAUCACGUCCAGCUACUACCGGGGGGCCCACGGCAUCAUCGUGGUGUACGACGUCACCGACCAGGAAUCCUACGCCAACGUCAAGCAGUGGCUGGAGGAGAUCAACAGAUACGCCAGCGAGAAUGUCAACAAGCUGCUGGUGGGCAACAAAAGUGACCUCACCACCAAGAAGGUGGUGGACAACCCCACUGCCAAGGAGUUCGCUGACUCCCUGGGCAUCCCCUUUCUGGAGACCAGUGCCAAGAACGCCACCAACGUGGAGCAGGCCUUCAUGACCAUGGCCGCCGAGAUCAAGAAGCGCAUGGGCCCCGGGGCGGCCUCGGGGGGCGAGCGGCCCAACCUCAAGAUCGACAGCACCCCGGUGAAGCCGGCCAGUGGAGGCUGCUGCUAGGGGGCGCAGCCGGGGCCCAGGGCGGGAGCACACCUCUUUUCAGAUGAUGCCCCGGAGGCCGGAGGCCCCGCCUCCCCCCAUCCCCACUGAGGGGCAUUUGAUUCUGUGGCUUGGGGGCCCACCCCCACCCGACCUCCCUCCCACAGCCCUCGUUCCAUCUUUGCUGCGGGCAGGGCCAGGGGCAGGGGCAGCUGAGCGAGCCUCCAGGCCUUGCUCUGGGCACUGCUGCUUUCCUAGUCCUUGGAGAGCCCUUCCCUGCCCCCGGCCUCCCCCCAGCUUUCCUGGGGAGGAUCUGCCUUGUUCCCAGCUCGCUCCCCCUGCUUUCCCUCAGAGCUGCAGUGAGUCCUGGGUAGCCCGUCUCCCAUUCCCGAGCCCCCCGCACCCCUUGGCUCUCAUUGUCCGAGAGCCAGACCUGAGGCCCAGACUGUGGGGAACGUGGGUCCUGGGCAGGAUGGGCCAGACCUCAGGAGGGAACGGCCCUGGGAGCCCCUGCUCCCUUCCCCCUCUUCCUGCACCCCCUCAGCUUCCCCCUCCCUGCCUUGAGCUUGCAGCUCCAUCCGUCCAUAAUGGCUUGGGGGGGAGGGGGGCAGGCUUUGCACAAAGCCAGAGGUGCGGCUGUUUGUGCUGGAGGGGCCUGCAGGCCUCCCUCGCCCCUGGUGUGCUCGCCCCCUCUCCCCUUCUUGGCCUAAGGGGGAGGGGGGGCUGAGGAGGUGGAGGACCCCCUGUGGCUGGCUCCUCCCCCCGCCCCGCCUUACUCGCUCCUGGUUUUUUCCUCCACCCCAGGAUAGAGUAAAUGGUAUUUCUUGCCUUGGCUCCAUUACUUGUGUGCCCCCCCCCCCAUUUCUUCCUUUGUCAUGGCCCCUGGUUCCCAAACAGCUUGAGCGCUUCUCCCAGUGAAGUUCUGGUCCAGGUGAUGGCCAGGGUCCAUCUCUGCCCCCCUCCCAUGCCCCAAGACAUUGAGUCCUCCGAUCUAGGGACCCAUUCACCCCCUCCCCCUGGGCUGCGGUCCCCUGGUCAGUGUGACACCCGCCUGCACGCACAGGGACACGUGUGUUUUUGCUUGGCUCGGACCGUGCAGGGAAGCCCUCCCUCGGAGGUGCCCCCCCCCCCAUCCUUCCUUCCUAGUCACAUUUCGUCCAGCAUUUUGCAAGGAAAAGCCACUUGGGGAAAAGGGACAAGGACAAAAAUAAAUCAAAUCUCCGGUGGCCUCGGGAGAGCCCCCCCACCCCCAGAGGUUUUGCAAGGAA